CGGAACCGCGCGGGGAGGGCUCCCUGCGGGGGGAGGGCUCCCUGCGGACGGCGGGGUUCCUGGUGCCGCUGCGGGAGGCUGGUGGCCUGGGGUCUAGCCCCAGAGCUGCCUUGAACUUGCGUGACCCUUACCCACUUCUCUUGGAGCUGGGGGGAGCGAUUCAGCUAACUCAUUUGCAAAAUGGGGCGAAUGGUUGCUGAUCGCUUGAUGGAUUGGUUGAUUGGUUCGUUCAUUCCAGGUGCUUUACAAGGUUUUGUUUGCUAGAGAUGCACAGACAGAACCUGCCCAUUGUGGGGUCCCAAGUCUCGUGAGAAAAGCCCCGCCUCAUGCAAAUCCCUAAGAGAAGAUGACUGUGUUCUUUAAAACACUUCGAAAUCAUUGGAAAAAAACUACAGCUGGGAUCUGCCUGAUGACAUGGGGAGGCCACUGGCUCUAUGGAAAACACUGUGAUAACCUACUAAGGAGAGCAGCCUGUCAAGAAGCUCAGGUGUUUGGCAGUCAACUUAUUCCUCCCAAUGCACAAGUGAAGAAGGCAACCGUCUUUCUCAAUCCUGCCGCUUGCAAAGGCAAAGCCAGGACUCUAUUUGAAAAAAAUGCUGCCCCGAUUUUACACUUAUCUGGCAUGGAUGUGACUAUCGUUAAGACAGAUUAUGAGGGCCAAGCCAAGAAGCUCCUGGAACUGCUGGAAAACACAGAUGUGAUCAUUGUUGCUGGAGGAGAUGGGACUUUGCAGGAGGUUGUAACUGGAGUUCUUCGAAGAGCAGAUGAGGCUACCUUCAGUAAGAUUCCCAUUGGAUUUAUCCCACUGGGCCAGACCAGUAGUUUGAGUCAGACACUCUUUGCCGAAAGUGGAAACAAAGUCCAACAUAUUACAGAUGCUACACUUGCCAUUGUGAAAGGAGAGACAGUUCCACUUGAUGUCUUGCAGAUCAAGGGUGAAAAGGAACAGCCAGUGUUUGCACUGACCGGCCUCCGAUGGGGAUCCUUCCGAGAUGCUGGCGUCUCAGUUAGCAAGUACUGGUAUCUUGGGCCUCUGAAGACCAAAGUAGCCCACUUUUUCAGCACUCUUAAGGAGUGGCCUCAGACUCAUCAAGCCUCUCUCUCAUACACGGGACCUGCGGAGCGACCUCCCAGUGGAGCAGAAGAGACCCCUCCACGGCCCUCUUUGUACAGGAGAAUAUUACGAAGGCUCGCAUCCUACUGGGUACAGCCGCAGGACGCCCCCCAAGAGGUGAGCCCAGAGGUCUGGAAAGAAGUGCAGCUGUCCACCCUUGAACUGUCCAUCACGACCCGGAACAGUCAGCUUGACCUGGCAAGCAAAGAAGACUUUAUGAAUAUCUGCAUGGAACCCAACACGGUCAGCAAAGGAGACUUCAUAACUAUAGGAAGUAAAAAGGUGAGAGACCCCAAGGUGCGUGCUGACGGCACCGAGUGUCUUCAGGCCAGCCGCUGCACUUUGCUUCUUCCUGAGGGAACAGGCGGCUCCUUCAGCAUCGACAGCGAGGAAUACGAGGCGAUGCCCGUGCAGGUGAAACUGCUCCCCAGGAAACUACAGUUCUUCUGUGACCCUCGGAAGAGGGAGCAGCUGCUGCAAAGCACGGCCCAGUGAGCGGGCUGCAAGUGGGCGCCCGAGACUGCACUUUAGGCUACCCUGGGACCAAAAGGCAACCAAGGCCUCCCCGUCCCUGCAGCGCUGUCAGAGGAUCCCAAGGGCCCGUUCAUGGCAAGUACCCUCCACCCUCCUCUCUAGUGCUUCCCAGCUUUGCAGCCAGCUUCCCAGCAGCGCAUGCUUUGACUCUGCUGUGACAGCCCGUCCCUUCCACAUACUGCUUUUCCUCAGGCUAGUUCCAGGAAAUCCCCACCCUCAGUGGAUGGAGAAGGGCUAGACCUUGUUCGCUCCCCUGAGUGGGAAGCAGGGUCCUGGGCUGAGUGGCUCGUCCUCUCCUGGUGGGCUCUGUGGCCGCCCUGGGAAGUCUAGGGAAGCACCUGCCCUCUGCGGCCUCGUCCCGUUCCCCAGGCUCCUCCACGGGUGCUGCUACUCUGUGAGCUCCAAUUCUUAGCGUCUUUCAGUUCUCUCCUUAAUCAAAAACAUACCUGAGGUGUUUCCCUCUUCAGCCAUGGCUGAAAUACUGUAAAAUACGUUUUUUCCCCUGAAGUAGUGCUUCUUAAAUGUUGGUUUGCAUGAGAACCACCUGGGGUGCAUGUUGAAAACUGACUCACUUGGGGCCCAACCCAAAUCUAAUAACUCAGUCUGGGGCUGGAGCCCAGGAAUCUGCAUUUUUAAAAAGGUGUCCACCUUCCCCAGGUGGUUCUACUACAAGAGGUGUCCCCCAAACUGAACAGGACACAGUCUUGUAAAGCAGCGGUCCACACACUACUCUGCUUAGGUAUUUCCUAAAAGUAUUCUGAAAAAUCAUGUAUCCCCUCAGUUUUAAGUUGACAGCUAAAAUUUUUCAUGGAAGUUAGUUGCCAAAGUAUGUACUUUCUGGUGUCAUGUAAAUAUUGAUAUUUUAAAAUAAAACUGACAUCACUGUCUUAAACAUAUUCAGUGUAAUUGAAAUACAUAACAAUUUAACAGUCAUCCUCCAUUUACAAAAGUAAGUUUUUUGUCAUUGAAAAUGUCGAUUAUCCUUGUAUGGUUAUCUCCAAACCACUUUCAGCAAAUACUAUCAUAAUGUAAUGUUUUUAUGCUUGAAAUUUUCUUUCCAUUGGACCUGUCUUCUUGCCACCAAAAAAUGUAAGUGGAAGUAACUUUUUUUUAGUUCUUCAAGUGUUAACUCAGUACAGAAUAAAUGUUAUAAAUUAUUGAAAUACAAUUGAUGAAUAUUAUAAAUUUUUGAUAAUUAAAAAAUCAACAUUUUAUUAGAA
Aethalodelphis obliquidens (Pacific white-sided dolphin) is the source of this 2868-nucleotide messenger RNA. It is a transcript of the gene AGK, whose product is annotated as acylglycerol kinase. The record is from RefSeq and is a predicted model, not a curated record. Gene Ontology annotation, cellular component: cytoplasm; membrane; mitochondrion. Gene Ontology annotation, molecular function: ATP-dependent diacylglycerol kinase activity; acylglycerol kinase activity; ceramide kinase activity. Bases 347 to 1609 code for a protein of 420 amino acids. The transcript has 16 exons. Gene Ontology annotation, biological process: ceramide biosynthetic process; phosphorylation; sphingosine biosynthetic process. NCBI's taxonomy places the organism in Eukaryota, Metazoa, Chordata, Mammalia, Artiodactyla, Delphinidae.